Messenger RNA from Fragaria vesca subsp. vesca, 1632 nucleotides. RefSeq names its product putative GPI-anchor transamidase-like. Gene Ontology annotation, molecular function: GPI-anchor transamidase activity. The record is from RefSeq and is a predicted model, not a curated record. The coding region runs from base 101 to 1312 and encodes 403 amino acids. Gene Ontology annotation, cellular component: GPI-anchor transamidase complex. The transcript has 10 exons. Lineage: Eukaryota; Viridiplantae; Streptophyta; Magnoliopsida; Rosales; Rosaceae. Gene Ontology annotation, biological process: proteolysis; protein localization to cell surface; attachment of GPI anchor to protein.
AUUUCACCUUUUCUAAUUCCAUAUCUACUACCCAAAGCUUCUUGCUUUUCUCACUUCUCUAUCAAAUUGUGCACCAAAGUUCUAAACUUUACGCUUCAAGAUGUCCUAUUUGUUCAAAUGCUGUUCUGGGUUUCUGGUUAUGGCUGCGUUUUUGGUUCUGGGUUCGAUCAAUGUCUACGCUUUUGGGUCUCCGUCUUCUUCAGAGACCACUAUGCACACUAACAAUUGGGCUGUUCUUGUCUGCACCUCUCGCUUCUGGUUUAAUUAUCGACACAUGGCCAAUACUCUAUCCCUGUACAGGACGGUUAAGCGACUUGGAAUACCUGAUGAGAGGAUAAUACUUAUGCUGGCAGAUGACAUGGCCUGUAAUGCUAGAAAUAAGUACCCUGCCCAAGUUUUCAAUAAUGAAAACCACAAACUGAACUUGUAUGGAGAUAAUGUUGAGGUAGAUUAUCGAGGUUAUGAAGUGACUGUUGAAAAUUUUCUACGUGUAUUAACUGGGCGCCAUGAAACUGCUGUUCCAAGAUCUAAGCGUCUUUUAAGUGAUGAAGGAAGCCACAUUCUCUUGUAUAUGACUGGGCAUGGAGGAGAUGAGUUUUUAAAAUUUCAAGACUCAGAAGAGCUCCAGAGUCAUGAUUUAGCUGAUGCUGUGAAACAAAUGAAAGAAAAGCGUAGGUUCAAGGAGCUGCUGAUAAUGGUGGACACUUGCCAAGCUGCCACUCUCUUCUCUCAGCUUCAAUCACCGGGUGUUUUGGCUAUUGGAAGUAGCCUGAAAGGAGAAAAUUCGUACUCGCAUCACUUGGACUCGGAUGUUGGUGUCUCUGUUGUGGAUCGUUUUACAUUUUACACACUUGCAUUCUUUGAGAAGCUAAAUAUGUAUGCCAAUGCAUCCGUGAGCAGUCUUUUUAAUUCGUAUCACCCAAGCUUCUUGAUGUCAACUGCAUAUUAUCGAACAGAUCUAUACCAGCGUCACCUUGAAGAGGUACCUGUGACAAACUUCUUUGGAUCAGUCAUGGAAACCAUACACACUGAUUCAGCCUAUAAAGCCCUUUCAAGGAAAAGUUGCCGCAGAGCUGAAAUCAAUACGCCCUCUGAUCAAUCCGCUGAUGGUGAUGAAAGAACUUUGGCAGAUUCAAAUGGUCAGGAUCAAUUCAGUGAUUUGAAGAAAGAGGAUGAACAAAGUGCUUUCAGACAUUUGUGGAACACUUUCAAUGACAAAGUCAGAAAAAUUGAAGAUGCGGAUUCAUUUGUGCAGUAUGGUUUGCUAGCCAUGCUUCCACUAUUGCUACUUCCCACAUGGUUAUCGCAGUGAAAGUUGGCUUUGAGAAGUGAGAGAGACUGAGAAAUAGAAUCUGUUGAUAAGUUAAAUGGUGAUGUAGUUUUUGUUCAUCUUUAGUCUGUUAAUUUUUCGGAUUCAAGCCAUCCAGCGCUAGGUGACCGCAUAAUGGCAAAAUGAGGUUAUAUUAGGAUAGGUACACGAGUCCAAUCCCUUUCGAAUAUCAAUGUAACAUUGUGUUCUAAUUGAACUGUGAUAUGAAUAUUUUAGUUGUGAAGCUCCAUGGAUCAAGACGCCUGAAUAUACUGAACACCGGAGCUUGUUAGAUUUGUACUAAAAUUACUUGCUAUUCUCAG